Messenger RNA from Desarmillaria tabescens, 1005 nucleotides. Its product is annotated as terpenoid synthase. The record is from RefSeq and is a predicted model, not a curated record. NCBI's taxonomy places the organism in Eukaryota, Fungi, Basidiomycota, Agaricomycetes, Agaricales, Physalacriaceae. Bases 1 to 1005 code for a protein of 334 amino acids. The transcript is spliced from 4 exons.
AUGAAUUCCCAGACCUUCAUCCUUCCAGAUCUACUCGCCAAUUGGCCUUUUAGGUGCUUCCAUAACCCCCUCUCAGACGAAGUUGUGCCAGCCAGCGCGGCCUGGAUAGAGGGUUACAAUAUUUUUGAUGAAAGAGCCCAAAAGGCUUUCAACCGCUGCAAUUUCGGAUUGUUCACUUCGUUGGCGUACCCCAAUGCUUCUGCCGCGCAUUUUCGCACCUGCGCAGAUCUCAUGAAUUUCUUUUUCGUCUUUGACGAGCUAAGCGACGAAGCCGACGGCCCCACUGUACGGAAACAGGCUGCCGAUAUUAUGUAUGCUUUGAGGAAUCCAUACGCACCUCCACCUCCGGGCGAGACCAUUCUUGGCGAAAUGGCAAGAUGUUUCUGGCGUAAAGGCUUACAGGAAGCACACAUCAGCCCAACCUCAGGCCGACGUUUCAUCGCGAACUUUGACGAAUACACUCAUGCCGUUUGCCGACAGGCAGAGGAUCGAGAUUGUGGUCGAACUCGUAAUCUCAGUGAUUACCUUGAACUCCGUCGAGGCACAAUCGGUGUACGGCCUUCCUUUGACUUCUUCAUCCUAACGGAUGACGUGCCCGAUGAGGUCGUUAAGCACCCACAAGUAGAAAAACUGGUGCAAGCGGCGAUUGAUAUGACAAUUAUAGCCAACGACGUUUAUUCGUACAACGUGGAGCAGUCUCGGGGAGACGAUGCGCAUAAUAUUGUAGCAGUGACAAUGAUGGACAAAGGACUUGACAUUCAAGGCGCAAUGGACUAUGUUGGGAGGAGGUACCAUCAGAUUGCUCGGACGUUCAUUGACGACAUGAAACAUGUUCCUACUUUUCCGGGUCAGAUAGGGAGAAUAUUGCGCGAGUAUGUGUUCGGGUUGGGGAUAUGGGUGACGACAAACAUAGAAUGGUCGUUUGCAGGGGAAAGAUAUUUUGGGAACGCUGGACCAAGUAUUAAGGUCCACAGAAGGGUCGAGUUGCUGCCGAAACGGAGAUAG